GGUAUGUGAGUGACGGACGAUAUAAAAGAGACGCCGAACAAGAAUUGCUGGUAAAGUGGCUUUGGCUGUUACCACAGACGAACCUCCCCUUCCCCUCCAAAUUUUUCAUGUCCAUCUUGCCCUCACAAGCUCAGGAAUCACCCUCGUCGCGUUCUCAAUCUCCGAUAUCUCCAAACCCUAAUCCCCAAUAUGGAAACCUCUCUCUACCCUGUCAUUCUCCCCCAUCCAUCUCCUCUCCUAUCGGUCAAGUUCCAUCCGUCGGAUCUCGCCGGAUCUCCGAUUCAACAACUCCCGUCGCUAUACCCGACGUUGAUUCAGGUCCAUCGACUCCAGCUACAGAAGAUUCUGGUGGACCUUCCGAAAAGGUGACUGAGUUGGGAUCUCCAAGUGGUAUGAAGAGUUCACCUCACCAAAACUCCAGAGUACAUUCCCAAAGCCAGUCAAGAAGGCGGGCCCCUAGAUUAUCUCAGUCAGCAGGGAAGAUGACAGGAACAGUUUCUUCUCCUGGAGAUCUGCAAAAUACUAGGUCUUUUAAUCCACAUGGAAGCACCCCCUCAGCAGGAAGAAAACCUCAGAUGGUUAAUGGUAAUCACUUGCUGAACUUUCAUUAUGAUCCCAUAUCUCGUCCUCAAGCAAGGGGUCCUCCUCCUCCACCACCAAGAAGGCAGCAGAAGAAAAAGCCAUACAACAAAGAUUUAUUUUUACAGGCAAAUUACAAAUUCGUGGUGUUAGAUUCCGGUGACUAUUCACCGGAGUCUUUAGACCCAGAUAAAAUGUUACAGUGGGAAGAUAUUGUAUGUGUGAGGUAUUCCACUCCAUUCUUGGUUCAGUGUCCAAUUUGUUUGGAGUAUCCUCUUUGUCCGCAAAUAACCUCCUGUGGGCAUAUUUUUUGUUUCCCUUGUAUCUUACAAUAUUUGAUGAUGGGUGAAGAGGAUCACAAGGGUGAUUGCUGGAAAAGGUGUCCCUUAUGUUUUGUCAUGAUAUCUGCAAAGGAUUUAUAUACCAUCUACAUUGAAAAUGUUAAGCAGUAUCAAGUGGGAGAUAUCGUCGAGUUCAGACUUUUAACUCGAAAAAAGGACUCUUUUACCCUGUCUGAUAAAAAUAAGGAGACAGAAGUCUCAUCACGUGGCGAUAAUAAUUUGUGUGACCCAUUUUCCAAGUUCACACUCACAUCAGAUGUAGAUCUCUCAGUGAGACAGGCAAUAUCGGAUCUAGACGGUUGGCUGGCCAAAGCUGAUUCUGGUCUUGUUGAUGACUUGGAGAAACUUCCAUAUGUUUGUGCUGCAAUGCAACAAUUAGAACAGAGGAAGAAGUAUUGGAAUGAGCACAGGGCCUGUGAUGUUGGCAAAUCGUCUAGGCUUAUUGAUUGUGGACACCAUAAACCAUCAACAGUUAUGAACAGCACUGAUGUUGAUAAUGAAACCCGGUCUUAUGGAUCUGGAUCUACCUCUACAGAUUUCCAUGACCAAAGCAAAGGUAUAAUAAUGGAUAAUUCAAAUGCAAGAGCCUGUCCAGCUCAAACUUUGGAUGUGGAGAGAAAAGUAUUAGAUCAAGAAAUUAAUCUAUCUUCUUCCUAUGAGGGGAAAAAUGAAAUUCAAAGGCAUCCAAAUGGUUCUGGAGAUUCAAAGGAGAGUGACUCGUACAAUUUUUACCAGGUUGCGGAUGGUCAGCAUCUCAUUCUGCAUCCCCUGAACAUGAAAUGUCUACUUCACCAUUAUGGAAGCUAUGAUAUGCUUCCACACAGAAUAAGUGGAAGGAUUUUGCAAUUGGAAACAGUCACUCAGUCAGAGGCAAUGAGGAGGCGGUACCGAUAUUUGAGUCAUUUUCCUUUAACAGCAACAUUUCAGCUUUGUGAAAUUGAUUUGAGUGAGAUGCUGCCCUCUGAAUCCCUGGCCCCAUUCAUGGAUGAAUUGAAGAAGCGUGCAAACCACAGGAAGCAACUGACAAAGAAGGAGCGAAGAGAGAAAAUCAAGGCUGAAGCUUCUUCUACGCAUUCUAUUCCCAUACCAACCGGUUCUCGUGAUAAUUCUCCACCAUUCUCCAUGGAUGAUUUUGAAGCUUUGGGAAAUUCGGAUGUAACAUCAAGUCCUCCUGUUGUUGGGGGAAGAAGUUUGUUUUCAAAUGUCACAAGACUUGGUUUUGCUGCUGGUCAUGAUUCUCCAUCCUUGAACGUUCAAGAAACUGUUGGUCUACAUAAUCAUAAUGUUACAACUGAAUCUUCUGGCUUGACAGGUCUGAGAAAUGUGGAGACAUCAUCGUUUGCCAAUGUUAUAUCUAGAGCAGAGUCUACUAAUAGCUUAAAUGCACCCAAGACAAGUGACUUAGGUAAGAAGGGGAAGAAACCAACUAGAGUUCUUAUGUCAACAGCUGGGGGCAGGCGCUACUGACCAUCAUAUCAAUGACUUUAUGCUGGGAGUUUUGAAUAUCUCUUGUCAUUUUGCUAGCCCGCUAGGUUUGUCGCCCUGGAGGAGUUUUUCGCAUUGGGAGUAUUACUUAUCAACCUUUCCAGUGUAUGGAGAGCUCGUAUUUUGUGUUAAAGGCUGACUUGUAGAUACCUUAGACUGUUGCAAACAGGAAUAUAUGUUUUCACCAAUAUACAAGACGUGGCUGUUUAAGUUCAGUUGAAUGGGUUGUCGUGUUCCCAAAAUUGUGCCUCCGGAAAGUCUCUUAAUGCUGUUUUUAGUGCAGAGCGUUGAUAUAUGGUUGAGAACGGCACGUGGGGAGUCCAAAAUGUUGGAAACGCUCUGGGGGUGUGUGCGAGUUUUCAGGCAGCGUGAAUCCAGCCAUGUUUUGUUGCUGGGGAUUUAUGUGGGGGAAAAGUGUUGGCGGCCUGGAUCGGCAAGUAAUCUGUUAAUUUCUGGGUUGGAGUAGGGGAUUGCAGUGACACUAACAUUCACUUGAAAAAUUAAUAGCGACCUCAAUUGGUAAAUUUUUAUUCG
Messenger RNA from Neltuma alba, 2939 nucleotides. Its product is annotated as RING finger protein 10. NCBI's taxonomy places the organism in Eukaryota, Viridiplantae, Streptophyta, Magnoliopsida, Fabales, Fabaceae. Bases 108 to 2387 code for a protein of 759 amino acids. Gene Ontology annotation, molecular function: transcription cis-regulatory region binding; metal ion binding. The record is from RefSeq and is a predicted model, not a curated record. The transcript has 9 exons. Gene Ontology annotation, biological process: positive regulation of transcription by RNA polymerase II.